GACACUGCAACGAAGAGUCGUCAACUUGGAUUCGUCUUCGAUAUGGCAAAAAUGGCGUCAUAAAAAGAAUUUGUGUUGUUUCUGGAGUAAAUUUAUAAUCACUAGUAAAAUAUAGUAAAGAUAUAGUUUUGAGGUAUUAUAAGGAAAUAAGAAUGGGUUACAGUUAUUACGAUACACCAGAUGGAGAAGAUUGUUUUAAAAAGUUGUGGUAUACUACAAAGAUUGCUGCUGUGUCUGGGUUGGUUGUGUCUGCUAUUGAUGUACGUUUAUAUUCACAUACUCAGGGUCUAUAUCCAACUGCAGCAAGAUUUGCACAUUUUACUUUCCCGUUUAUUGGAAUGGCAGCAGCAUUUACAGCUACGACUUGUAUUGCAACUUCCGUGAGACGUAAAGAUGACAGGCUGAAUUACUUCCUGGGGGCUUGUGCAGCAGGUGGAGUUUUUGGUGCUUGGAGGAAAAGCAUUUUUUCUGGCUUUACUGCUUCUCUCUUCCUUGGUUUUCUGGCAAUUGUGAAGAAAGCUUCGUUGGAGGAAGGCUGGGAGAUUUUCCCUGAUGAUAUUCCGCUUCAAAUGUAUGGGUCCCUUCGUGGUUCCCGUCAUGAUUGGACCCUUACAAAACCUCGACCGAAGACAUGGAAGGAAUCUGAAGAUUAAGCAGUUUUGUGAGGAACUUGUUCAUUUUGGAAUGAUUAAUAGUAGCACCACUGUUGAUAUAUGCAAUAUUAUUCCAAAGAUAGAGCAUAUUUUGUAGCUUCGUAUGCAAUAAAAGCUUGAAUUCAGUGUACUGGAGUUUGUGCUCUUUUAAAAAAUAGUGUCACUAGGAGCAAUGUAGUAACUGAGCAAGCAUUUCUGACUUCCUAUAUUGUUAAGAAUUUUGAAGCUGAAGGGUUAGAUUUGAAUAGAAAUAUAUUAAGUAAAAGUGUCUGUAAUUUCAUUAUUGACGUAAUUUAAUCAUUAAAGUCACUUAUGAACCUAUUCCUUUCA
This is a messenger RNA of Cryptotermes secundus, 983 nucleotides long. RefSeq names its product NADH dehydrogenase [ubiquinone] 1 alpha subcomplex subunit 11 (gene ND-B14.7). The record is from RefSeq and is a predicted model, not a curated record. NCBI's taxonomy places the organism in Eukaryota, Metazoa, Arthropoda, Insecta, Blattodea, Kalotermitidae. The transcript has a single exon. Bases 153 to 653 code for a protein of 166 amino acids. Gene Ontology annotation, biological process: mitochondrial respiratory chain complex I assembly.